Molecule: messenger RNA, 5775 nt
Organism: Sporisorium graminicola
Lineage: Eukaryota; Fungi; Basidiomycota; Ustilaginomycetes; Ustilaginales; Ustilaginaceae
Exons: 1
Coding region: 1-5775 (1924 amino acids)
Source: RefSeq, a predicted model, not a curated record
AUGAGCGAGGAACGGGCAGGAGAGGUGGCGGCCGCCAGUCCCCCUCCUUCCGAACAGAACGCGGCCAACAAUGUUGCAGAGCCUGUCCGCUCGUCCGAUCUAGAUCACACGCCAAUCGCACAGACUCAGUCAACUGUCGCGACCGAGCAAAAUGCGCCACCCGAACAUUCAUCUCCAGACGGAUCAAUCCCUGUCUCGGGAUCGGAGCGUGACGUCGAGGCCUUGACCGCGUUGCAGGACCGCACUGAACAUGCCCCGGACACCAACGCCGCCAACACUGCAGCGGUCCACUUGGCUUCAGCGUCCAACUCACCUCAGGUGGCCGGGGCAACCAUAAAAAAGUUUACAUCCCUCAAUGUCAACAAGCGGUUCCUCGAGAAAGCUGGACCCACCACCUCCGUGCCUUCGCCCGCCACUCUCAAGCUCGGCACCUCGGUCUCACCGCUGCCCUCCCACCGCCUUUCUUCGCCCUCCGCCACCUCACGCUUGAUGUCUGCAAAGCUCUCUAGUGUUCCCAAACCUCAGCCUGCAGGCUGGGCUACUACCAAGCCGACUCCAGCUACUUCCGCCGCGAAGUCGCCCCCAACCUCUCAAACACCAGCAGCUACCGAGUCAACGCCAACCUCUGCCGCCGCUACGAAUGUGACACUUGCCACCGCUGCCGCCCCUCCUCAGGCCGAUCCACUGCCAUCCGAAGCGUCAGCACCUCUGCCGAAAGCAGUCCAGAGCCCCAAGCUAGCCAACGUGCCCGCAGUGACGACUUCCAACGGACCUGCCAAUGUCGCCACGACGCAAGCUCCUGCAGCUCCCUCGCCGCGACUCGUCAGCAUGGGCAGAGAAUCACCCAGGCCAGGUUCUGCCGGUCUUGAAAGUGGCUCCGGCCACGGUCGAGCCAGUCCUGGGCUCCGCAAUGCUGCGCUCGGGUCCUCCUUGCGUGCUCCUAGUCCAGCCAACGUCAGCCGUGCCCCGUGGGCGGGCGUCAAGUCUAGCUUGUCGCCCAAUCCCCCUACCACUCGAGGCAGCAAACUCUCCGACUUUCCCACUGCAGCAGAGGCCGCAAAAGCAAAGCAGGAACAGGAAGAAAGGGCAGCUGCAGCCGCUGCACGCGAGGCCGCCAAGCAGCAGGCGGCUCUUCAGGCGCUUGAUCGCUUCAGAGGCACCUCGCUCGGUUCGGGAAAGCAUUGGGACGAGAUGGAGGACGAAGAUGGCGGUUUCCUCGGCGAGGUGGUCGAAUUCGGCGAUGGAUCACAGUACAAGAUUCCGUCGUCCAACGAUGGCUCCCGCGGCGCUGGCGACGAGGGUCCGCCCGUCUCCAAAGAAGACCGUUUCAAGGAUGUCAGUCACGACCGCAGUUGGCCUCAGCAUAACUUGCCGCGACCUGCUGACACCAACCCCAAUGAACGUGCCAGACAAGCUGCUGGCCCGCAGGCGGCCUGGGGUCCUUCGAAGAACCGCGAGAUGACCACAUCAGCUUCCAUCGAGACUGCGCAGACGCAGACCUCAUCUCGACCAUCCCGCUCAGAGCAAAGAGCAGAAAAGCUUAUCAUCCCCACGGUGGGUGCUUCCGUCUCACUGCGAUCCCCGACAGAGAGCAGAGAAUCGACGGCGUACGCGUACGGUCGCGAACGUCGUCCAGGAGUCGGCGCAGCGCCUUAUGGUGGCCGACACGACCAAGGAGGCCCGCCACCAGCCGCCCAGGCUGCAUCCGCUCAAGCGGCAAGAGCUUGGGGUCCGCUUGCUCAGCGACAAGCUUCCCUCAACCCUGGUUCUGCACCACCAGCAAGUGCGCCCCUCAAGCCAUCCGCUCCUGCCGAUCCAAGUCCAGCACCCGUGGCCGCAGCCGUUCCAACAGCUCCUGAGGCAUUCAGGCCUACUGCAUCGCUGCCUCCGGUUCAACAACAACAACAACAACAACAACAACAACAACAACAACAACAACAACAACAACAACAACAACAACAACAACAGCAGCAGCAGCAGCAGCAAGGUGUCCCUCGGAUCGCUCCGCAGUCGAUCCGAGAGAAACCCACGGCGCCAAACCGAGAGAUUCAGCCUCCAGCAGCUGGUCCUCCCGCCAAUGGCCGCCCUUUGCCUCCUCACCUUCUUGUUGCAGGCUCUGAGGAACACCGUCCACCCGCGCCAUCGAACCGGCCUUUACCGCCCCAUCUAGCGCAAAACCUGCGUCCCGCCGCUCCUGCUUCAUCUGCCGACACUUUCGGUCGUAGAACCUCGCAUGCGUUCGAGGAGGCACGACGACCGCAGGCUGCUCCUCUGCUGCACCCCCCAAGCGCGCCAAGCCAAAGCCUUUCAGGCCCCGGUUUUAUUGCCACGCAAGCUCAAUCGACGUCACAAGUGCGCGAAGAUGGCUCCGCUCGAGCGCCGUGGGGUCCUAGAGCGAUGGUUCAAGCCCGAGGACAGACUGCCGCCGAUGCACCUGUCCCUCAACCUCCUGCGCUUUUGAAGCGACCUUCAGCGGAUCCGCCCGCAGCCGGACCAGAGGAGGACGUGCACGCUUCCAUCGAGCGCGCCCGAAAGCGACGAGAAGAGGAAGAGCAAGCACGAUUGGCUGAGAAGGAACGGGCGCGCCAGAAGGCUCUCGCAAUCGAGGAAAAAAUUAGGGCUGCUGAGCAGCAGAAGCAGGAGAAACAAAUCGAGGCACAGAAAGCGGCUCAGAGGCGAGCAGAGGAGACAGCGAAUGCCGCUCUCGCCGCCGUCGCUUCCGCUCAGGCAGCAGCUCCAUCGCUCCGAAAAUUGGGUCCAGCAGAUAGCGCCCCGUCUUGGCGGACUGCGCGUCCAGAGACUUCCGCCGUGGAGAGCGGUUUGGCAAGGUCACGCCAACAGAAAGUGACGGCGAUCCCGGCGGACCAUGCCAGCGCCACGUCGACUACAGUCUCGACCGAGCAGACGCGCCACGGAAGAGUUGUUCCGUCGCAGCGUGGACCUCGAGGUGGAGAUGAACGCCUCCCGUCUCGACCAGAGCAGCGAGAGCAGAGGAUCGCACAGUCCAAGGACGAGCACUGGCAGAGACGCGCACCUGUUUCGGAUACGGUCUCUCAGCUCAGUCUGCAACGCCCAGAUGGCGAAGCACGACCCGCCGAACUGACCACCAAGACGGAAGUGGCCGACGUGCCCAAGACUAUCCUCUCGAGGCACGCCAUAUCACCUCCUGCACCUGCGGGAAUUCGUGUCCCGCGUACGGUACCCGUUCAAAGCGCAGACGUGAGGUCGCAAAGGAACGACGCUGCGGUCGCAGAUCGUCCCGCUUCCAAGAGCUCGUCUGCAACAAAACCUAGAGAGACAGCGACUCAGGAAAAAUCGCCUCGCGCCGGGGUUUCUACGGCGUCCAAGGCCCCAGUGCCUGUCUUGGCACCAGCUCCAGUGCGAGUGUACCCUUUCGUACCCAAGGAAGCGGUCGAGACGAAGCAGGAAGCUGCUCAGGACGCACCUCCCGCCUGGAACCGCUUCGUUGUGCACUUGCAGGCUUCACGCACUCGACCGAAGCUCAAUCGCUUCCAGCAGAAGCAGCUUCUCGCCCGGGUUGCGGCCAUGAAAGCACCUGGACGAGCCAUCUACCCCCUCACGUGGGACCCCCCUCUAGCGCAUCUCCCCUUCAAGACAUUGUCACGCGACGACCAGCUUUUCCCAAAGCGAUACCAUCGUGGCACUGUCAUUGCGCCUGUCAAGCUUCCAUCACGCGUGUUGCCGCGGGGCCUCCCCUCGAUCGUUCCGUACGUCAUGUCGCAUAGCGCAAAUAGCGGCGCGAGGAAGCAGGCUCGUUUCGAUCUCACUCCGCACUGGUCCGAGGGGCAGCGAGUUCCUGGACUCGGCAACGGGUUUGGGGCAGAAGCACAGACUCCGAGCUUGUCCGCAGCGGGCCAGAUCCAAGUGCGUCUGCCUGGUCAUCACGCCACCGUCGUCCAGCCUCACGCUGCUGGAGCCAUGCCUGACGGCGUGCAGGCUGCUACGCCAGCUGUUGGGCGUCGAAACCACCACGUCGAUGCGACCACUGACGCCAUCAUCGGCGAGGUACUCUCGUCCGGCGCACCACAGUCUGUGUUUGAUGAACGCAGCAGGUCAGCUUUCCAGGCAGCUCCCGCACCUGGCUCUUUGGGCCCGCUCGACUAUCCGCAGAACGGAUACUCGGCAGAAGCCUUCGCGCAUCACCCUGGAGGUGGCUACCGAGCCAAAGGACGCCGCGGAUCGAACGCUGCUGUGGCCUUCUACGACGACCGUCAAGUCAGCACGCCUUCUCCUGUUUCCUUCAUGGUCAACAGCGAGAUCAAAGCUGACGCCGGAGGAGCACGCGGCAGCCUGUCGCCAUUUGCCAUUCCGGGCUCCACACGAGCCGCGCAAGCGCAGACACCCGGCAGCGGAGGGUCGAUGCUGCCCUCUCCCAGCUUAUCCACGCAAGGAACCUGGGGUCAGAGCUCGCUAACCUUCCCGGUUCUAGAGACGCGCUCUUCGAACUUGGCGGACCGCGACCACAUCAAGAGUGUCUGGUCGCUUGCCACCAACUCUCACGCCGGCGAGAUGCAGAACUCGCUCAAGGACAUCGGCGACGAUUUUUUGCCUUCGACUUUACCAAUGAGCGUGCACGACUUCCGUGCGGACGACGGGCACGCGAGGGGCACGCAGGAGGAGCGCGACACCUGGGCCCCUUCCGCUUUUGGCCGCUUCCAGCAGUACGGGCGCAGUCAGCACGACAUGACCUCCAACUCACGCGACCUCUCUCCGGUGACCAAUCGAUCUAAUGGCUUCGACCCCACUUCGCGCAGUCCUGCUUUGGGCAUGGACGCGUCUGCCGCGGCUGCCGCACGCGCUCGCGAGAACGGCCAGCACUAUCAGACGGUUUCGCAGCAGGCUUCGAAUGCGUACUCGCCCCUCAACGGUGGAGCGUACGGUCACCAUCAGGCAUCCUCGUACUCGCCUCAAGAGCGACAGCAGGACGGAGCGAGUGGAUUGGGCCAGAGCGCGUUCGGAGCCUUUGGUGGGUACAGCAGCGGUGUAUCGGGCAACAACAGCAGCAACAUGUCGAGCAUGACGACCGACUCGCUCUACACGUCCAACUACAGCGGAGGUUCCAUGACGCCGAACCGCCAGACGUAUGGGCAGUACGGCUCGCACGCUUCGACGGCACGCUCGGCACCGGGAUCGCCGUACAGCGGCGUGAGCCGUCACUCGAGCAACCUCACGAGCGGAUUGUCGGGCUAUUCGCUAUUCCCAACCAGCGGCAGUGGUACGUCUAGUGGCAGCGUUGGUGCAAGGAGCUCGCAGACUGCAAACGGGAUGGAUGCGCUCGGUGUGCUUGAUGACGCUUCGUUCGGCUCGGGCAGGAAUCAGUUCUACGGCGCACGAGGCUACCAAUCGCAGCAGCAACAUCAGCAGCAGCAGUCGCAGUCGCAGUCGCAAACUUCGGGCAAGUGGUCCUCGACGACGGCGGGUGCAGGAUCGAACAGCAACAUCAGUGCAGCAGGAAGCGUGCUGCGUCCAGCAGCGAGCGUGUUCAAUCCGUCCAAGUACUCGGUGCAGCAGCAGCAGCGAGCGUCGCAACCGCAGUCGCAGAGCCAGCAGGCUCGACUUGGACAGCACACCUCACCUUCAACGCAGCAGCAACAGCAGCAUCAGACGGCAGAAUACUCGCUCGACGCCGCCUCGAGCAGCAACAGCGCAGGCCCGAUCGAUCAGCGCGAAGCUGGCCAGUACGGUAGUAGUUCUGGUGGAGCAGGGUAUGGUGCGGGCUAUGGGGCCUUUUCGUCGAGUGCUGGGUUGUGGUAG